Molecule: messenger RNA, 7301 nt
Organism: Notechis scutatus (mainland tiger snake)
Lineage: Eukaryota; Metazoa; Chordata; Lepidosauria; Squamata; Elapidae
Gene: ARFGEF1
Product: ARF guanine nucleotide exchange factor 1
Biological process (GO): regulation of ARF protein signal transduction
Molecular function (GO): guanyl-nucleotide exchange factor activity
Source: RefSeq, a predicted model, not a curated record
ACCUUGCGCGACUGGUAGCGCCGCUAUUUGCUCGCUCUCUCGCUCCCUCCCUCCCCCCCGUUCCUUGCGGCUGCGCCCUCUUUUCCCGGCCUUGAAGCAACAGCAGCUGUAGCAACCUCGACGCCGCUGCCGCUUCCUCCUCUGUAAACCACUCGGCUCCGGCCUUGACGUCGUUUCCUUCCAACAUGGCGAGGACGGGAGGCUGCUGCUUUCGCCGCCGCCGCCGCUGCCGCUCUCGCUUCUGCCGCUGCUUCUAAUGGAGGCUGAGGCAAACGGGCAGCGCUGCGUUCUUGCGAGACCCGAUUCGUCCCUCCUCAGCGUCGAGCAGGGGCUGCGGUAGCCGCCUGGUCAGAGCCGGGUUUCGGUUUCGUCCGAAGAGGGGAGACCCUUUCCCGGGAAGUCUCCUCGGGUCUCAGCCGGCGGAGCCCUGAGAGUCACCCCCGCUCAUCCUCCCCUUUCCCCUCACUUUCAGCGCGCCCUCAUGUAUGAGGGGAAGAAAACGAAGAAUAUGUUCCUGACACGGGCUUUGGAGAAGAUCCUGGCCGACAAGGAGGUGAAGAAGGCGCAUCAUUCCCAGCUGCGCAAAGCCUGCGAGGUGGCUUUAGAGGAAAUAAAAACAGAAACUGGAAAACAAAGUCCACCUCAUGGAGAAGCAAAACCUGGCUCAAGCACUCUUCCACCAGUGAAAUCAAAGACUAACUUUAUUGAAGCAGACAAGUACUUCUUACCAUUUGAAUUGGCAUGUCAAUCCAAGUGUCCCAGAAUUGUUAGUACAUCAUUAGAUUGUUUGCAGAAACUUAUAGCCUAUGGGCAUUUGACUGGUAAUGCUCCAGAUAGCACUGCUCCUGGGAAAAAGUUGAUUGAUAGAAUUAUUGAAACAAUAUGUGGCUGCUUUCAAGGUCCACAGACAGAUGAAGGUGUUCAACUACAAAUUAUAAAGGCUCUAUUAACAGCAGUAACAUCUCAACACAUAGAGAUACAUGAAGGGACUGUGUUGCAAGCUGUGAGAACAUGCUACAAUAUUUAUCUUGCAAGCAAGAAUCUCAUAAAUCAAACCACAGCCAAGGCCACUCUCACACAAAUGUUGAAUGUAAUAUUUGCACGCAUGGAAAACCAAGCGCUUCAAGAAGCCAAGCAAAUGGAGAAAGAGAGACAUCGACAACAGUAUCACCUGCAGCAAUCUCCUUUAAGCCAUAAUGAGCCUGAAUCACCUCAAUUAAGGCAUCUUUCAGAGGAGACUGUUGAUCAAUUAUCCCAGGACCAUUUGGAGCAUCAUACAAAUGAUGUGGACAAAAGCCUUCAAGAAGAUACAGAAGGAGAAAAUGGGUCUGAUAUUUCUAGUGCAGAAAAUGAACAGACAGAAGCUGAUCAAGCAACAGUAGCAGAAACUCUCACUAAAAAUGAUGCAGGGUCAUAUGAUGGAGAAAGUAACCAAUGUGAAGAAACAGCUCAGGAUGUUGUACAGAGUAUAGUCCAGGAAAUGGUCAACAUAGUAGUAAGAGAUAUAGGUGAGAGAUUUACUGAAAAGAUUGUGGUUGAUGGACCAAUAGGUACUUUAGAGGAUGGUAGUGAUAGUGAAAAUAUCCAGGCAAAUGGAAUUCCUGGGACACCUAUUUCUGUUGUGUAUACACCAUCAUUACCUGAUGACAGGUUAUCUGUCUCUUCCAAUGAUACUCAGGAAUCUGGAAAUUCUUCAGGACCUACACCUGGUGCUAAAUUUUCCCAUAUUUUACAAAAGGAUGCCUUUCUAGUAUUCAGGUCACUGUGUAAACUAUCUAUGAAGCCUUUGUCAGAUGGACCACCUGAUCCAAAGUCGCAUGAAUUGCGGUCAAAAAUCCUUUCACUGCAGUUGCUCCUAUCUAUUUUGCAAAAUGCAGGACCUGUUUUUAGGACAAAUGAAAUGUUUAUUAAUGCUAUUAAGCAGUACCUUUGUGUAGCAUUGUCUAAAAAUGGAGUUUCAUCUGUUCCAGAAGUAUUUGAACUUUCCCUUUCUAUAUUCCUGACUUUACUUUCAAAUUUUAAGACACAUUUGAAGAUGCAAAUUGAGGUUUUCUUCAAAGAGAUUUUUCUAUAUAUUUUAGAAACUUCCACUAGCUCCUUUGAUCAUAAAUGGAUGGUUAUUCAAACAUUGACGCGGAUAUGCGCAGGUAAUGCUCAGAGUGUAGUAGACAUUUAUGUAAAUUAUGACUGUGAUUUAAAUGCUGCAAAUAUUUUUGAAAGACUAGUUAAUGAUCUAUCUAAGAUUGCUCAAGGAAGAGGCAGCCAAGAACUUGGCAUGACCAGCAUUCAGGAAUUAAGUUUGAGAAAGAAGGGUCUUGAAUGUUUAGUAUCAAUACUGAAGUGCAUGGUGGAAUGGAGUAAGGAUCAAUAUGUAAAUCCCAACUCCCAAACAACCUUAGGACAGGAAAAACCCACUGAGCAAGAAAGUACUGAAACCAAACAUCCUGAGACAAUUAACAGAUAUGGGAGCUUGAAUUCCCUAGAUUCCACAGCUUCCUCUGGAAUUGGUAGCUAUAGCACCCAGAUGUCUGGUACAGACAAUCCAGAGCAAUUUGAGGUUCUAAAGCAACAGAAAGAAAUAAUAGAACAAGGAAUAGAUUUAUUUAAUAAGAAGCCAAAGAGAGGAAUUCAGUAUCUACAAGAACAAGGAAUGCUUGGUAUUACUUCUGAAGAUAUUGCCCAGUUCUUGCAUCAAGAAGAAAGAUUAGACUCUACUCAAGUUGGAGAGUUUCUAGGAGACAAUGAUAAAUUUAACAAGGAAGUUAUGUAUGCAUAUGUGGAUCAGCAUGACUUUUCUGCGAAGGAUUUUGUUUCUGCUCUGCGUAUGUUUUUGGAAGGCUUCCGUCUUCCAGGAGAGGCUCAGAAAAUAGAUAGAUUAAUGGAGAAAUUUGCUGCUAGAUACUUGGAAUGUAAUCAAGGGCAAACUCUGUUCGCUAGUGCAGACACUGCAUAUGUCUUGGCGUAUUCAAUUAUUAUGUUGACAACAGAUCUCCAUAGCCCACAGGUAAAGAAUAAAAUGACCAAAGAACAAUACAUUAAGAUGAACAGAGGUAUCAAUGAUAGUAAGGAUCUUCCUGAAGAAUAUCUGUCAGCUAUUUAUAAUGAAAUAGCAGGAAAGAAGAUCUCAAUGAAGGAAACAAAAGAACUAACAAUACCCACAAAAACAAGUAAACAAAGUGUAGCUAGUGAAAAGCAGAGAAGACUACUUUAUAAUUUAGAAAUGGAGCAAAUGGCUAAAACAGCUAAAGCUUUGAUGGAAGCAGUAAGCCACGUUCAAGCUCCUUUUACAAGCGCAACACACUUGGAACAUGUAAGACCCAUGUUCAAGUUAGCCUGGACACCAUUCCUAGCCGCAUUCAGUGUGGGUUUGCAAGAUUGUGAUGACACAGAAGUUGCCUCUCUUUGCCUGGAAGGAAUUCGUUGUGCAAUCAGGAUAGCAUGCAUUUUCAGUAUCCAGCUUGAGAUGGAUGCUUAUGUCCAAGCACUAGCAAGAUUUACUUUACUUACUGUGAGUUCUGGUAUAACUGAAAUGAAGCAGAAGAAUAUUGACACAAUAAAAACACUAAUUACUGUGGCUCACACCGAUGGAAAUUAUUUGGGAAAUUCUUGGCAUGAGAUUUUGAAAUGCAUCAGUCAGCUUGAAUUAGCACAAUUAAUAGGUACUGGAGUAAAACCACGUUACAUAUCUGGGACUGUGAGAGGCCGAGAAGGUUCAUUUACAGGAACAAAGGAUCAGGCUCCUGAUGAAUUUGCAAGCCUAGGACUUGUUGGAGGAAAUAUGGACUGGAAGCAGAUUGCAAGUAUUCAAGAAUCUAUUGGAGAAACUAGUUCACAAAGUGUUGUUGUUGCUGUAGACAGAAUAUUUACAGGAUCUACUAGACUAGAUGGAAAUGCUAUUGUGGAUUUCGUCAGAUGGCUUUGUGCUGUUUCUAUGGAUGAAUUAUUGUCUGCAACUCAUCCCCGGAUGUUCAGCCUACAAAAAAUAGUAGAGAUUUCUUACUAUAACAUGGGGCGAAUAAGGCUACAGUGGUCUAGAAUAUGGGAAGUUAUUGGAGAUCAUUUCAAUAAGGUUGGCUGUAAUCCCAAUGAAGAUGUAGCUAUUUUUGCCGUAGAUUCCUUAAGGCAAUUAUCAAUGAAGUUCUUAGAAAAAGGGGAACUUGCUAAUUUCCGUUUCCAAAAGGAUUUCUUAAGACCAUUUGAACACAUCAUGAAGAGAAAUAGAUCACCAACCAUUCGUGACAUGGUUGUCCGUUGCAUAGCCCAGAUGGUAAAUUCCCAAGCAGCAAAUAUACGAUCAGGUUGGAAGAACAUUUUCUCCGUUUUUCAUUUGGCUGCAUCUGAUCAGGAUGAAAGUAUAGUGGAACUGGCAUUUCAGACUACCGGCCACAUUGUCACAAUUGUGUUUGAAAAACAUUUCCCAGCAACCAUAGAUUCCUUCCAGGAUGCAGUAAAAUGCUUGUCUGAAUUUGCAUGUAAUGCAGCUUUUCCUGACACAAGUAUGGAAGCUAUUCGCCUUAUUCGUCAUUGUGCAAAAUAUGUAUCGGAAAGACCUCAGGCUUUCAGAGAAUAUACUAGUGAUGACAUGAAUGUUGCUCCAGAAGACAGGGUGUGGGUGAGAGGCUGGUUUCCAAUUCUCUUUGAGCUGUCCUGUAUUAUCAAUAGAUGCAAAUUAGAUGUAAGAACCAGAGGUUUAACGGUUAUGUUUGAAAUAAUGAAAACAUAUGGUCAUACAUAUGAAAAGCAUUGGUGGCAGGAUUUGUUUCGAAUAGUCUUCCGAAUAUUUGACAAUAUGAAGUUACCAGAACAGCAAACAGAGAAAGCGGAGUGGAUGACAACAACUUGCAAUCAUGCACUUUAUGCAAUUUGUGAUGUAUUCACACAGUAUUUAGAAGUACUUAGUGAUGUUCUUUUGGAUGAUAUAUUUGCUCAGCUGUACUGGUGUGUUCAGCAAGACAAUGAGCAACUAGCACGGUCUGGUACAAACUGUUUAGAGAAUGUUGUCAUUCUGAACGGGGAAAAGUUUACCCUUGAAAUCUGGGAUAAGACUUGCAACUGUAUGCUGGAUAUCUUCAAAACCACUAUUCCCCAUGCGCUUUUAACUUGGCGACCAGUGGGAGAAGAUACUGCUCCUCCAUCUCCAUCUUCUGGAAGAGAGAAACAGCUGGAUGCCACAUCACAAAAAUCUGUAGAUAUCCAUGAUUCUGUGCAACCAAAAUCGUUAGAUAGACGUCAGUUUCAGCCUAUUGUAGGGUUGCCUGCAAAUGAGGAGGUCAGCAAAAACAAACCUAUAGCAAAAUUUCCAGAUCAGAAACUGUUUGGUGCGCUGUUAAUCAAAUGUGUGGUACAACUGGAACUUAUUCAAACAAUAGACAACAUUGUCUUUUUCCCAGCAACCAGCAAAAAAGAAGAUGCAGAGAAUCUAGCUGCAGCACAGAGGGAUGCAGUAGACUUUAAUGUUCAUGUGGACACACAAGAUCAAGGAAUGUAUUGUUUUUUAACAUCACAGCAGCUUUUCAAACUGCUGGAUUGUUUAUUAGAAUCUCAUAAAUUUGCUAAAGCUUUCAACUCAAAUAACGAGCAAAGAACUGCACUUUGGAAAGCAGGUUUCAAAGGGAAAUCAAAGCCCAAUCUUUUAAAACAGGAGACUAGCAGUCUUGCCUGUGGGUUACGUAUACUCUUCCGCAUGUACAUGGAUGAAAGUCGAAAAGAUGCCUGGGAAGAAGUGCAACAACGAUUACUAAAUGUCUGCAAGGAAGGUCUCAGCUACUUCCUCACUUUGACCUCAGAGAGUCACCGGGAAGCUUGGACUAGCCUGUUACUUUUAUUCUUAACAAAGGUUCUGAAAAUAAGUGAUGAUCGGUUCAAAGCUCAUGCAUCUUUCUACUAUCCUCUUUUGUGUGAAAUAAUGCAAUUUGAUCUGAUUCCUGAGCUCCGGGCUGUUUUGAGAAGAUUUUUUCUACGAAUUGGAGUUGUUUUCCAAAUAUCUCAGCCAGCUGAUCAAGAGGAAGAUACAGCCAAACAGUAGAAGUAUAACUAAGGAAACUAAGAACCAAAUCAACUUGCACUGGAUGUUCAUAAUGAGGGUCUCUGUAUGGCAGUGUGUGCAUCUACGGGUUCACAGUAUAGAGUAAAGCUGUAACUUAGGCUUGCAAAACUUUUAAUUCUCCAGUAGAUUUUUCUUUUUCCCUUUCCUGGCUUAUGCUGAGCAUCGAGCCAGUUUUAAACAGUCUUAUUGUCAGCUUGGACUGUGAUGUCCUGUUAUUCAGACAUGCAUACAUAUGUGUAUGUGUGGGCAUAUGUAUGUUUAUGAUGGCUGUGAACUUAAAGAUAUGUACCCAAAAAACUAACACUUUAAAAGUUUGAACUUCCAUAGAGUACAACUCAGGAGAAUUGUAUUUGAAAGAAUGGUUUGUACUCAGAGCACAGGAAAACACUAGUGAAGAGAUCUAGCAACUUUAUGGAAUUCUUAUUCUGAAAAAAAAUCUGCAAACUCAAGCUGAGAUAUAGGUAAUAAUUCUUCAGUGAAAAAACAGUGCAGGUCUGUAAUAUAAAUUACAAACACUAUAUAGUUCUUCCUGCAUUCUUUUAUGAUUUCAUAGAAACCCAUACAUUUGUUUACCAAAUGCACUAGUCUGAGUUUAUGUUGUGAUUGAUUUGGUCUGUGUCCUAACUUUAGUGAAGGGCAGAGAUUGAAAAAGUCACAACUGGCUUAACUGUUUGUAAUAUACUUGUGAUAGGGCUUUUAAAUAUAAUAAGCCAUUGCAACGAUCUUUCUGGGCUGGAACUUGAAUCACUGCAAAUGAGUCUAGGUUUUAUCUUAUGUCACCUUUUUUGGGGGGGUUGUUUGAUGUAGAUUUCACUCUGUGUACAGAAUGUAAUGUUAAAUAUAUUCAAGUAACAAAUUUGGCAUGGUUUAGGGACGGUUUUAAAUUUAUUGGAAAUGUAUUCAUACUGUGAAUUGUGCUCUGAUGGUUAAAGAAAAGAUUGUCAAGCAUUCUGUCUUACAGUGGAUGUAGAAAAAUUUUUCAGAUGGAAAAAUGUAUAUGGUACAGCUCUGUAAAGUUUUCUAUGUAAAUUCUGUACAACUUUCUGUACAAUAUUGGUUCUCAUCUGGCAUAUUCUAAUCAGGUUAUAAGUCAAUAAAGUUUUUGAAUUCUUUCAUCGGUGCAAUGAAAACCAAUGCAAUGUAAAACUACUUGUUUUAAUGUUUCAAGAAACUUAAAAGUUUAACAAUGAUGGUUAACAGUGCUGAAGCAAACUGCCUUCAUCAUGUUUGCAAGUGAUUAAAGAAUUUAACUUAA